Molecule: messenger RNA, 1017 nt
Organism: Puccinia triticina
Lineage: Eukaryota; Fungi; Basidiomycota; Pucciniomycetes; Pucciniales; Pucciniaceae
Exons: 3
Coding region: 1-1017 (338 amino acids)
Source: RefSeq, a predicted model, not a curated record
AUGGCCACCCAGAUCCUAGAUUUCCAGCACUCGACGGGCCCAGCGCCAGCAUACGCGAUCGAGUCGGAUUCAGAGGACGACCAAUGGGCGGAUGAGCCGGCCCAGGACGCGGAUGGGAUGACCAAGUCGAGCGAGCUGCAGGGCCGAGAGGGACGGCUCGAAUGGCAGCCCGCGGAUCCGACCGGCCUCGAGUUCCCUGGCCAGUCCGGUCUGCUGGUGCUCGUCGGGGACGCCGGCCUGUUGGUGGGCAGCGGCCUGCCUGAUCAUCUCCGAUCACCCUCCCAGCCCUUCUUCCAUCUAAACCAAUUCCUCCUGCUCUCCCAAUCCGCACGAUUCGUCCUCACUCCCCGCCACGUCCCUCUCGAACUCCAAUCAGCUUUGGCCCAAAAGCUGCUCGCCGAUACCCAUCCUCCUAGCCUCACCAUCAUUUCGACCUACCAGGCCCCCACUUACAUCCCCUCCUCGGAAAAUUAUCCCAUUCGGUACCUGGCUUCAACUGUCUCCGAUCAUUCUUCUCCAUUGCCCCAGGCUCUUGAAAACCUUGGCUGUCAACAUUUUCAAGUCCCCAAUCUCAUCAAAGGCUUCGAGGCCGCCCUAAUCAUUCAAGCCAACAUCCUACAGAUCGACAGCAAGGUCAUACUAUUGCCUGCGAUAUCGAUCCCGCACGACGAAAAGUCAUCGACGUCGAUCCCUACGGGCCAGUAUGAUUUCUCGAGUGCGGCGACGGGCAUAGGAGGGAGUGACAGUCCGGGGCUGCCAGCCAGCCUGCUGGCGCUAGAUGACCCCGGUCUCCGUCGAACACUGGGUGCAGUCAUCGACGAAGCCUAUCUUCAAUACCUUCGGCCUCCUCAUGUCCAGGCCCAACACGAAACUCAUGCCCACUGGCGCUUUCCCUCCGCCUUGGAGCCCGCCCUCAGGGACUCAUUCAGGAGGAAUCUCAACCUCGAUCAGCAGCUUAAACCUAAACCUAAUGCGUCAGCUACCCAUAGCCACGAACUUGGAUUGAUGUAUAUGUAG